Messenger RNA from Frankliniella occidentalis (western flower thrips), 524 nucleotides. RefSeq names its product serine protease snake-like. NCBI's taxonomy places the organism in Eukaryota, Metazoa, Arthropoda, Insecta, Thysanoptera, Thripidae. The record is from RefSeq and is a predicted model, not a curated record. Gene Ontology annotation, molecular function: serine-type endopeptidase activity. Gene Ontology annotation, biological process: proteolysis. The annotation marks the transcript as partial. The transcript has 4 exons.
UGAGGAGGACUCGCGGCCGGGGAACCUGGCGAGGAGGAUGUGCAGGAAGCAUCAGGAGGACCUUUGCGCACUUCCUAAAAAGCAACCUGGCGUGGCAUGUCCGGCAAGCGCCGAACCGGCCGACAUCCUGGAAUUCCCACACAUGGCCUUGUUGGGCUACGGAGACCGAGACAACAUCCAGUACUCCUGUGGCGGCUCGCUCAUCGCCCCCGACUUCAUCCUCACGGCCGCACACUGCGCCUUUCUCUCUGGGAAACCAGUGGGCUGGGCGCUGCUCGGCGCGACCAACCGCACUAACCAGCGGCCCAAGGCCACCGACAUCCACCAGCUGAUAGAGGUCGCAGAGGUCAUCGUGCACCCCGAGUACCGGCCGGGCCGCGCCUACGCCGACCUGGCUGUCGUCAAGCUCACCGCCUCUUACGACCUCCGAGAGUUCCUGCCCGUCUGCCUCAACACGGUGGCCGACGUGCCGCUGCGGACGGGCCUACGCGCCACCGCGGCCGGCUGGAACAUCGUCGGCACCU